Alosa sapidissima (American shad) is the source of this 3063-nucleotide messenger RNA. RefSeq names its product phosphatidylinositol glycan anchor biosynthesis, class Q (gene pigq). Gene Ontology annotation, biological process: GPI anchor biosynthetic process. Gene Ontology annotation, cellular component: membrane; endoplasmic reticulum. The record is from RefSeq and is a predicted model, not a curated record. The transcript is spliced from 11 exons. The coding region runs from base 216 to 2003 and encodes 595 amino acids. Lineage: Eukaryota; Metazoa; Chordata; Actinopteri; Clupeiformes; Clupeidae.
GCACUAUCAACAAUGAACAUGGCGAUAUCCAGUAGCAUUUAAGCUAAAUGUAGAGUAUGUCUAUCAAAUAUUAGUUGUUAUGAGAAAGCUGUAUUUGUUGAGGUAUAGAUCUGUUGAUUAAGAUAAUUAAAGCGAUGGAUUGACACAAUUAACCUGUCCACUACGUCUUGAAAGGGUUUCUUUUUCAGUCGCUGGACGACCCUGAACUGGAAAAUAUGGUGCUGAAGAUUUUCUUUCCCCAGUGCUGUAACAUGGCCGACAGUGGCCUCUUGAUUGGUCGCUGGCUCCCUGGCCAUGACUCUGCUGUGGUCCUGGCUGUCAUCCACUACCCGUUCAUUCCCGGACAAGUCAAGAAGUACCUGAGCCAAAUGCGCAGUGAGACAGAUGUCGACCUCACUGUGCUGGGCUCCUGGAGCAUGCCUAAAGAAGGCCAGGAAGGAAUGGACAGCUUUCUGAAGGACCUCAGCACCAUCUUCCCUCACAAUCGCUGGCUUAAAAUUAGCCGUGAGGUCGGCAAGAGUGGCUUCCACUGUGACAUGGUAGGCAACGAGGGAACACUUUUCACGGAUAAAUCCAAAGGAAAGGAUGAAAGUAUCCCCAAUGGAGAAAAGGACGGCGGUGACAAUGGAGGUAGCAAGAAGAUCAUCUUCAUCCACUACGACCAGCGCAAGGUGAUGUUGUCCCAGCUCCACCCAGUCCAAGAGGCCAUACAGAACUCCAAAGCAGAGCCCUCUGAACUGCGUGCCAUGUUCCAGACAGUGUCCCACAGCCAGGCGCUCUUCUUCCUGGAUAGGUACGACGACGGGCCACUGAAGACCACCCACUGGCAGUCGGAGGGCAGGGAGGCCAGCAUCGUAGUGGAGCUGCUCAAACAGGGCUCUGUUCCCCUGUGCAUGCUCAUCACGUGGAUGCUGUCAGUCUGGCACUGGAUAUGUGGCAUCAGGAUACUGAAUACACGUCCUAUCCAGUUCAUUUCCAGCAAACUGUCGACUUGUGUGCAGCUGGGACACAGAACAGAGCAUCUUCAAACUGUGGCAUCUCCUAAAAAAGCCACCGGACACAUGGAUUUUAUGAGAAAGGCCAACAUUUUUGUGUCCUUCUUUGUGGACAUGGCUCUUGGACUGCUGCUAAUAUCUUGGCUCUACAGGGAAAAUCGUAUAGGACAAUUUGCCAAUACACUGGUACCAGUUGCAGAUCAUGUUGCCAAAGAGCUUCAGGAGCUGCUGCAGUGGCUGAUGGGGGCACCAGCUGGCCUGAAGAUGAACAAGGCUCUGGAUGAAGUGCUGGGCCGCUUCUUCCUCUAUCACAUCCACCUGUGGAUCAGCUACAUCCACCUGAUGUCUCCCUUCAUUGAGAUGAUCCUGUGGUAUGUAGGGCUCUCUGCCUGCCUGGGGUUGACCUUUGCUCUCUCGGUACUGUCAGACAUUGUUGCCCUGUUGACCUUUCACAUCUACUGCUUCUACGUCUAUGGGGCCAGGUUGUACUGCCUGAAGAUCUACGGCCUGGCCUCCCUCUGGCGUCUCUUCCGGGGCAAGAAGUGGAAUGUGCUGAGGCAGCGUGUGGAUUCCUGCUCCUACGAUCUGGACCAGUUGUUCAUCGGGACGCUGCUCUUCACCAUUCUGCUCUUCCUGUUACCCACUACAGCCCUAUACUACCUGGUCUUCACCUUGCUUCGUCUAGUGGUGGUGCUGUUCCAAGGCCUGAUUCACCUCAGUGUUGACCUCAUCAACUCUUUCCCUCUGUUUGCCAUGGGGCUGCGCGUGUGUCGGCCUUACAGGCUUGCAGAGGGGGUCAAAUUUAGAGUGUUGACUCAGGAGCCUGGGACUCCGCUUCAUCUGUUAAUGGAGAUCAAUCCUAUAAAGUGCAGCACGGUGGUGCAGUUCUACCGGACGCCCACCUACAGCUGCUACCCCAGGGACUCGUGGGGAGCCCUGUGCAAGAAGCUCUUUGUGGGAGAGCUCAUCUAUCCCUGGAGGCACAAGAGCAGCACCAAAAUGGACUGAGGCCUCAGAGGACAAGCCAAGAGCAGGACCAAAACAACAAGCAAACAAGCACUGCUGGGGACACAGGGACAGAAGGGCAUAGGCAGACAUGUGGAGGGCAGGGGGGAUGUUUCCUUUAUUUUUCCCUCCGGAAGCAAAAAAGCAAUAGCUGCUAAUAUAAUAUUAUGUUACAGAUAGUGAAUUAAUAGAGAUUAUAGGAUAGAAAGGUACAAUCUAGUAUUGUGUAUUUACUUAGACUUCAUUCACAAAAUGCAGUAAUUUUUGAAAGUGUAAUUUAGGAUUAUUUAAACUAAUUAUUUUCUACAUGCAAAUCUUUUUUUUUUAUUAUUGAAAUGUCAGAGACCAUUUUUAACAUUAUGAAUAUUUGCAAAAAAAAGAUAAAUGACCUGAAAUAAUGAAAUGUACUUGAUUAUUAUGUGUAUUUCAUAGUUUAUUUUUUAGUAGGUGAAUUGUGCCAUCACAGUAAGAGAACAUGUCAGACAUACGUAUUUUACAACCUGUAACCAUGGCGAGGACAUGCCAUCCAAUUUGAUUUGCUGCAGGGAAAAUAAACCAACUCUGAUUCCAAUCAUUUGACCAGGAAGACAAACCGUUGACCUUCCACUCGGUCUGUCGUUUAGCACUGCCACCAUCUGAUUGUUUCUUCCCAGGCUGCUAUUUCUCACACUCACUCCAAUCACCAGAUAGUAUUUGUCCAGGGAGAACAGGGAGCAGAUGAUGAUUGAUGAAGCUUUGUAGUACCUAGGUGCUUUGUUAAAGCAGGUCCAUAAAUCCUUGCUGUUCCUGACUGUGGAUAUUUUGAAUGGAUUGAUCAACUCAACAGUUGCUAAAACACUGGAGAUAUAUAUAUCUGUUUUAUGUGCCUACGUUUAGACUAAGAUGGCCCCUGAGACUAUGCAUAGAUUUAAUGUUGACAGAAAUAAGCAUAGUACACUGUUAGUGGAAUUAUGACUUGACCUCAAAUCCAGGCUGAACUUUAAUGUGUUUAAUUUUUGUGUUGUUUUAAUUUGGUAAUGGAGAUGAUUUGGGCGUACUUCAACUGUAUUAUUAAAAAUUAUUA